AUGGCUGACCCCCGUGUUGAAGAGAUCCAUGAUGAGGACGUCCCCAAGACCACCGCCGAGGACGCUGGUAGCAGCUCCGAGUCCGAGGCCGGCGAGGAGCCCACCAUCCCCGGCGGUGCCGCCGUCACCAUCCACUCGCGCAACGAGAAGAAGGCCCGCAAAGCCAUUGGCAAGCUGGGUCUGAAGCACGUCCCGGGCAUCACCCGCGUUACUCUCCGCCGCCCCAAGAACAUUCUCUUCGUCGUUAACCAGCCCGACGUCUACCGCUCCCCCAACAGCAACACCUGGAUCAUCUUCGGUGAGGCCAAGAUCGAGGAUCUGAACUCCCAGGCCCAGGCCUCCGCCGCUCAGCAGCUGGCUGCCGCCGAGGCCGCUGGUGGUGAGCAUGCCGGUCACGACCACGAGCACGACCUCGGCAAGGGCAAGGCCCCCGAGACUGAGGCUAAGAAGGACGAGGAGGAGGAUGACGGUGAGGAGGUCGACGAGGGCGGCCUUGAGGGCAAGGACAUCGAGCUGGUCAUGGCACAAGCGAAUGUGUCUCGCAAGAAGGCCGUCAAGGCCCUGCGGGAGAACGACAACGAUAUCGUGAACUCGAUCAUGGCUCUCAGCAUAUGA
Messenger RNA from Penicillium alfredii, 615 nucleotides. Its product is annotated as nascent polypeptide-associated complex subunit alpha. Gene Ontology annotation, cellular component: nascent polypeptide-associated complex; cytoplasm. Bases 1 to 615 code for a protein of 204 amino acids. The transcript is spliced from 3 exons. The record is from RefSeq and is a predicted model, not a curated record. Lineage: Eukaryota; Fungi; Ascomycota; Eurotiomycetes; Eurotiales; Aspergillaceae. Gene Ontology annotation, biological process: protein targeting to membrane.